AUGGUCGAGCACAGCUGCCGCCCGAACGCGCGCACCGAGUGGGAUGCCGAGUGCCGACAAGUGAAGCUGGUGGCUAUGGAGGACCUCCGCACCGGGCAGCGCGUCACGCGCUCGUACCUGGACGCCGCGGAGCUCCUCGCACCGUGGCCGCGGCGCCAGGAGCUGCUGCUGAGCGGCUGGGGCUUCCGCUGCGGCUGCGCGCGGUGCGUGGAGGAGUCCAGCAACGUGACCGACACCGCGACCACCACGGAGCACCUGGACCUGAACCGCUGCGCCGUCGGCCUUCCGCUGGACGAGCUGGUGCCGCAGGUGCGCAAGGCCGGCAAGGCCUGCCAGGCACUCGGAGUGCCCAAGGUGGGAACCUUGCAGUUCCUGGAAGGCGUCCUGGCGAAGCGCCGCCACGCCAACGAGCUCCUCUGGCUCCAUGGCUUGGGCCCGCCAACGCCCAGCGAGGCCGACGAGGAGGAGGAGGAGGAGGAGGUCACCGCCUCGGAACAGGCGGUGCCGGAGGAGCUGGGUAUGCCAUGGAACAUUGGGAAUUUUGCUGAAGAGACCUGCCUUGACACAGCAGAAGUUCGAUGGAAUCUCAAGACACGACAGCUGAGGAUUCCAAAUGCCAAUGUGCCGGCGCCCAUGACGAAAGAUGAGUGUGAGGCCUUCAAGACCAAGGUUCACACUGAGCUCAAGUUCACCUACGCGGACGCCACCAAAAGGUGUGCUUCAUUGCCGGACCUGCAGAAGAUUCGAAACGGCUAUUUCAGCUACUUCAAGGAUGAGCGGCAUCCCGUCUCCAAGGAGCAUGGCUUCACCUACGAUCAGUUGAAGGACAAAUCAGUCUUCGACCCAAAGAAUCCCAAGGAGAGCUAUCACAUUCGCCACACAGAGGCCAUGCGAAAGCGUUGCGCGGUGCCUUUGCGAACCCGCUGGAUGGUGCGUAGCUCUCAGGCCUACGGAUGGCUUCCUCCAAUUGAUGAUCCCAAGAACGGCUUUGGUCGUGGAAAUUUGUAUCAUCGAGAUGCCAUGGAUUACUCGCACAUCACAGUGGGAGGCAAUCGAUCUUCAGCUCCUAUUGAACCUGGUAGCUGA
Molecule: messenger RNA, 1086 nt
Organism: Durusdinium trenchii
Lineage: Eukaryota; Dinophyceae; Suessiales; Symbiodiniaceae
Source: the annotation of a GenBank genome assembly